AUGAGACUGUAUAUAUCAGCUUCCGACACUACCAUAGGUAGCAUGUUGGUGCAAGAGAAUGAAGAUGGCGUCGAAAGAGUCAUUUAUUAUCUUAGUAGGGUUUUAAAUGAUGUAGAAACUAGAUACACCUCGAUAGAAAAGUUGUGUCUUUGUUUGCAUUUCUCUUGUACUAAACUCAAGUAUUAUAUAAAACCUAUUGAUUUAUACGUCUCUUCACAUUUUGAUGUCAUCAAGUAUAUGUUAUCUAAGCCAAUAAUGCGCAGUCGAAUUGGCAAAUGGGCUUUAGCACUCACUGAAUACUCUUUAAUCUUUAUGCCUUUAAGGGCAAUGAAGGGACAAAUAGUAUCAGACUUUAUUGUAGACCAUGCAGUGGUCGAAAAUCCUCAACUUCAAGUUGAGUUGAAACCUUGGAAAUUAUUCUUCGACGGUUCCACCCAUAAGGAUGGAAGUGGGGUUGGGAUAAUGUUAAUUUCUCCUGACGAAAUUCCAACAAAACUCAAAUAUAGAAUUGAAGGUCCCCUUUAUUCUAACAACAAAGCAGAAUAUGAAGCCCUUAUUGUAGGACUUGAGGCUUUGUUGGAAUUGGGGGCAACUAGGGUCGAAAUUAAAGGAGACUCAGAACUAGUAAUCAAGCAACUGACAAAGGAGUACAAAUGUAUAAAAGAAAAUUUGAUUAUGUACUUCGUCAUUGCAAAUAGGUUACUCAAAAAAUUUGAAUACAUCGACAUAAAACAUGUCCCUAGAAUAAAAAACCAAGAGGCUAAUGACUUAGCACAAAUAGCUUCAAGAUAUAGAAUUUCAAAAGAGAAGCUAGAAGAACUUGUCGAAGUAAGAGGAAAGGCAAUGGCUUCCAGAUUGUCUCCGACAAAUUUGAAAAGCACCCAGUUAGGAUAUGCUAACAAGGAGGAGUUUGAAGUAUUGGCCAUUGAUACCUUAAUAGAUACAGAUAGGAGGAAUCUAAUUAUUAAUUAUCUUAAGGACCCUUCAACAGAUACAGAAAGAAAAACCAAGUACAGGGCUUUAUCUUACGUGUUGAUAGGGAAUGAAUUAUUCAAGAAAACCCCUGAAGGCAUUCUGUUGAAAUGCUUAGGAGAAAGCGAAGCUUACUUGGCAUUAUCUAGUGUACAUAGUGGAGCUUGUGGAGCACACCAGGCAGGCCAUAAGAUGAAAUGGUUGCUUUUCAGAUAUGGAAUGUAUUGGCCCACCAUGUUAAAAGAUUGUAUAGAGUUUGCUAAGGGUUGCCUAGAAUGCCAAAUACAUGCAGGAAUUCAACAUGCUCCUGCAAGUGAGCUUCAUAUAAUUAUCAAUCCUUGGCCUUUCAGAGGAUGGGCAUUAGAUCUAAUUGGGGAAAUUAGACCCAAUUCAUCCAAAGGUCAAAGAUACAUACUUGUAGGAAUUGACUAUUUCACUAAGUGGGUCGAAGCAGUACCUUUAGUAAAUGUGGAUCAAGAAAUUGUUAUCGAAUUCAUUCAAAAGCAAAUUUUAUACAAAUUUGGAAUCCCAGAAAGAAAAAAGCCAAAAAAUUGGCACAAAACUUUAGACCAAGCGCUUUGGGCUUGUCGAACCUCCCCUAAAGAAGACACUAACGCUACACCUUUCCAGCUUACAUUUGGACAUGAUGCAGUAUUACCUGUCGAAAUCUACUUGCAAUCAGUGAGAAUCCAAAGACAAGGAGAAAUUCCAUCUGACUUAUACUGGGAAAUGAUGAUAAAUGAGCUGGUGGAUUUGGACGAAGAAAGGUUGCAUGCGUUAGAAGUAUUAAGAAGACAAAAGGAGAGGGCAGCAAGGGCAUACAAUAAGAGGGUCAAAGGUAAAACCUUCACUAUGAAUGAUUUAGUUUGGAAAGUUAUAUUACCUAUAGAUCGAAAGAAUAAGGCAUUAGGAAAAUGGUCUCCACAUUGGGAAGGACCUUUUUGA
Molecule: messenger RNA, 1917 nt
Organism: Lathyrus oleraceus (garden pea)
Lineage: Eukaryota; Viridiplantae; Streptophyta; Magnoliopsida; Fabales; Fabaceae
Exons: 2
Coding region: 1-1917 (638 amino acids)
Biological process (GO): DNA integration
Molecular function (GO): nucleic acid binding; RNA-DNA hybrid ribonuclease activity
Source: RefSeq, a predicted model, not a curated record